AUGGCGAAACCCACACUUUUGUUCGUGCCCGGUGCGUGGCAUUCACCUUCCCAUUACGAGGCACUCAUGAAAGUCCUCGAGAAGCACGGAUAUCAAUGUGAAGCUGUGUCCUUGCCUUCAGUCGAUCCCAAGGAUCCUCCAAAUACCGACUGCAACACGGAUGUCUCCGCCAUAUCCGACGCCAUCAGGAACGUCUUGGCCUCGGGCAACAAUGUCGUCCUGAUCACCCAUUCAUACAGUGGAAUCCCCGGGCACAGCGCGGCAUAUUCGUUUAUUGGCCAGAACGAAGACGGACCCCGGCUCACUUCCAUCGCCAUGAUGUGCUCGUUCCUGUAUCCGCCGCAAACAGCUCUUAUGGCACCAACUGGAGGCCAACCCCACCCAAUCCACGUGGUCUCUGCUGAUGGGAACCUGGUGGAUGUCGGAGGACCUGGUCCCGAGAUUCUCUUCUACAACGAUGUGCCGGCUGUAGAAGCAGCUCGUUGCGCUGCCAUGAUCAAGUCGCACUCCUGGCGUUCCAAGACGUUGCCGCCGAGUGCCGAAGGUGCUGGGUGGUGGGAGAUCCCUACCAGCUAUUUGAUCUGUGAGAAAGACAACGCUAUCCCAGCCGAUUUGCAGAGGAAGAUGGUCGCGGACGCGAAUGAAGCGUUGUCCCAGAGAGGCUCCACGCUCAAAAUUCGUGAGGAAACGGUAGACAGCGGGCACAGUCCAUUCUUGAGUGUGACAGAGCAAACGGCAGACUUCAUUCGGCGCAGUGCAGGAGAGCAGGUGCCUUUCAAGGGACGCAUGUAG
Molecule: messenger RNA, 792 nt
Organism: Fonsecaea multimorphosa CBS 102226
Lineage: Eukaryota; Fungi; Ascomycota; Eurotiomycetes; Chaetothyriales; Herpotrichiellaceae
Exons: 1
Coding region: 1-792 (263 amino acids)
Source: RefSeq, a predicted model, not a curated record